AUGGCGGGUUUGAAGUAUUCCCGCCCAAAUAAAAACAAUUUCAUACUCAAAAAAAUGAACCAAUAUGAGGUCAUUCAAACUUUGAGUGAUCAUCAAUUCAUAUGUUUGAAACUAAGCGAUGAAGUUUCAUAUAGGAAACAUAGAGACGAACGAAAGCGGAAGAGACCGCAUUACUUGAUUACCAAACAAUAUCUUUAUUCAUAUGAUCAUGAAAAAUAUACUUCGGAAGAUGAAAAACUCUACUCCAAAUACAAGGAUAUUCAUGAGAGGAUUGAUUGUUUAUUAUUUUUGCGAGAGAAGGAUAUUGUUAAUUUAUUGGAUUGUUUUUAUUUUGAACAAAUUGAGAAGAAUUCUAAAUACACAGAUAAAUACUUUUGUACAGUGGAACAAUUGGAUGAUAUUGUAUCGUUACGAUACUUGCUGUACAAGAACAGAUCUAGGAAUACUAAGGAACAUCAACCACUGAAAAAUAGUCUAAUUUUCUCAAUAAUGACUUGUUGUUUGGAGAGUUGUCGAAUACUGCAUGCACUAGGAGAGCCAUACUUUUCACUUUCGCCAUGCAACAUUCUAAUUAAUAAGAGGACUAGAAAGGUUUCAAUGAGGCCGUUUAUUAUUGACAAGCUUGAGUUUUUAAGAAAGUACAUUGAUGAACCACUUGGAGAAAGUCAUAUCGAUCCAUACACUGUCAAAUUCACUGAGAACAACAAGGUAGUGGUGAAGGAAUUCUUUGAAAAUCAGAUUUGGUACUCGCCCCCAGAGUUUGUUUUCAGGCUUUGUAACGAUAUUGACAUUUACAAAAUGACGAAACACAAGAAGAAAGUUUACAAAGAGCUGAAACAUAAUUUUGUUAAUUCUCUAGAAGUUGAUAUUUGGGCUGCUGGCUGCAUAUUUGCUGAAAUGGUUCUUCCAUAUCCAUUAUUUAGCGCCAAAACGUUAGAAGAUCAAGUGACCAAUACUAUUUCAGUGCUGGGGUAUGGUUCAUCAGAUAAUAGAGCUGAAACUCCAAAGUAUGUUUGGGAAAAUCGGCUAUUUGCUGCUCUUGCUAAAAAGAAUAUCAAGAUUAACAAAUUGGCAGCUCUCAAGGGGUUCCUUACCUCCAAUCCCUAUUUUGAAAUUUCUGGAAUAGCAUUACAAACACUGGCUUGCAUGUUUGAAUACAAUCCAGCAAAAAGACCAAGUGCUUUGAACUUAAUGAAAAUACCAAUCUUUCACUCACUGGACUCAUCAACCAUGUACUAUAGAAAACUAACCGAGGAGGAAAGAAAGGCUGAAAAGGAAGGUUUGAAUCCAAUCCUUGUGGCCUAUGUUAAUAAGGUUGAAGAGGAGCAAAUACAGGCUUCCCACAAUAGAUCUUCAAUAUCAGAACAACCAAAGGAAAACAAUAAUAACACGACUACGGAUUCCAUAUAUGAGGAGAGCAUAAUGCUAGCCUCUCUACUGAAUGAUAAAACUAAAAAGCGAGCAUCACCAGAAAAGGUUAUGGUGGAAUCUAGGGAAAAAGACCUUCAACACAAGAAGGGUGAAAAUCUUGUAAAUUAUUUAUCUGAUAAUGAGACUAAGAAUACAAGUUCGUUUGUAGCCCUCACUUGUGCCUUUGGAAAAUUAGAGAAAAUUUACAGGCAACAAUUAACUCAGAUUGGGAAGGAUAUUCGAGAAAUGAAGGAAGCACUUGGUGACUUGAAACAAAAUAAUGUAGUCACUAUGGAAAAGAAACAAAACACUACCUUGUCCCCAAAAUUGUCCUCAACAAAAGAAUCAAACAUGACAAAAUCUUUUAAGUUCAAUGGGGAUGUGAAAAUAACAAUCGAGAGAAUUCAUGAUAUUGAAUUCGAAGGAAAAUAUAUUUCCAAAUUUAAUUAUGAAAUAACCCUUCAAAUUCAUGAUAUUGUAAAUAGAAGAGUUACAUUGGUGGGCGAGGCAUGUAUUGAUGUUUCUCCUCUUUCUUACUCGUCUGAUAUUUGUGGUUGGUAUAACCUGUAUGACAGUUCUAGGCAAGAAAAAACAGGACAAAUACUCAUUCGUAUUACACCCCAACACAACCUUUCCACAAAUGCCUCAAACCCUCCAACAUUGGAUGAAUAUCCAUCCGAAAUAGCACCGGAUAGAACAGAAGGAAUAGAGCAACAAACAAAGAAAACUAAGCUAGAGGACAUACCUCGUACAGAAUAUUAUGAAUCUCCCCAUGUUAACUAUACAAUAGUGCCACAAUAUAAUAUUGAGGAAAUAUCAGUAACUAGUCCCGAAAAACGAAGAGAAUAUGAAAAGCUAUUUGAAACAUCCUUUUCAGAGAAUGAAUUUGAAAAGAAGAUUAGUAUUAGUCCUGAGACGUUUGUAUUUUCACACUCAUCCGCAUCAGGAUCCAACAGUUUAUUCGACGAUGAGGAUGACCUUGACAAGCAAAUUAAGAAGAGUAGCCCACGCCCACUCCAGAGAUAUGUUGUGGAAGACAUAAAAGAAGAGAAUGUAAAACCACCAGAGCAGGAAGAUCCUGCAACAAUUUUGACAGAUCCAUUCCUCAACACAAAUGACAUUCUCUCUCCUUCUCAAAUCAACGAUGAACCAAUUCAAAGGCUAUGCGAUCAUGUUAACAAGACACCUGAAAGUAUUGAAAUUGAGAUUUCUACCUCACAACAUGCUGAUGGAGAAUUUAAUAGUAUUAUUGAUUCUCUGAGAAGGCUUCAAACAGAAUUGAAAUCCUUUUCAGUGUUGCAAUAA
Messenger RNA from Naegleria gruberi, 2715 nucleotides. RefSeq lists its product as uncharacterized. Gene Ontology annotation, molecular function: protein serine/threonine kinase activity; ATP binding. NCBI's taxonomy places the organism in Eukaryota, Heterolobosea, Eutetramitea, Acrasida, Naegleriidae. The transcript is spliced from 2 exons. Gene Ontology annotation, biological process: protein phosphorylation; intracellular signal transduction. Gene Ontology annotation, cellular component: cytoplasm; nucleus. Bases 1 to 2715 code for a protein of 904 amino acids. The record is from RefSeq and is a predicted model, not a curated record.